Plasmodium gaboni is the source of this 4173-nucleotide messenger RNA. RefSeq lists its product as hypothetical. The record is from RefSeq and is a predicted model, not a curated record. Lineage: Eukaryota; Apicomplexa; Aconoidasida; Haemosporida; Plasmodiidae. The transcript has a single exon. The coding region runs from base 1 to 4173 and encodes 1390 amino acids.
AUGAAUAACAAUACGUAUGAGUAUAAGGAAUCAAAACAGCUAAAGUAUAACAACAAGCUUACAAAUGAAAGAGAUAUAUAUUACUCAGGUGGGCUAAACGAAUAUGGUAAUGCUAAUGGCAAUGUAUCAGUAUAUAUAAAUAAAGAAAUGGGUGAAAGAAAAAUGAACAAUGGUUUUAUUGUUGAAAGAGCAAAUCCUUAUGAUCGUAAAAAUAUAUCAUUAAAUAAUAAGGGUGAUUAUUCUAUGGACGCCUUUAACCCCAACAAUAAUAGUAAUAAUAGUAACACAAGUAAUAAUAAUAGUAAUUGUAAUAAUAAUAGUAAUUGUAAUAAUAAUAGUAAUUGUAAUAAUAAUAACAGUGGUGUGUAUUUCAAUAAUAAUAAUUGUAGUAAUAACAGUAGUGCUAGUAGUAACAAUGUUUCAAGUGUGAAUAUCUGUGAAAGUAGAUUAAGACAACCUAGUCGAUCCUAUGAACAACAACCAAUAAUAGAAAGUAAUAGAAAGGAUAUGUGCUAUUAUCUACCAGGUGCAUCACGACAUUCUUUCAGCUUUAGAGAUAAUAAUUUAAAAUCUAAUAUUAAUGACAACAAAAAUUGUAGGAGUGUUAAAAUAAUAGGUGAACCCUUCCCCUUAGAUGUAAUAUCACGAAACAAAUAUUGUGUUGAAAAAGGAAUCUAUGGUUCUAAGUUUAGUAAGUCUUUUGAAACUACGAAUGUAUCUAAUGAUCAUAUUAUUAAUAAUAGAAGUAAUACAACUGUAAGUAAUGUUAGUAGUACUUGUAGUAUUAGUAACAUCGACAACAUAGGAACGCUUUCAAAUAAUAAAUUUAAUAUAAAUAAUAAUAAUAAUAAUAAUAAUAAUAGUAGUAGUAGUUGUUGUUGUAAUAAUAAAGCACAAACAGAUUAUGAAGUGUAUGAAAAUUUUGAUAAGGUAGAUAUAACAACACAUAAUUAUAAUAAUGAUAGAUUAAUAAAAAAUACUCAUUUAUUAAAUGAACAAAAUAAUAAUUCAACAAAUUCCAAGUAUCAAAGUUAUCACGUAAAAACUACAACAAAUCUUAAUUCGUCAUUUUCAUCUCAUAUACAUAAUGAUUUUAAAAAGUGUAAUGAUACCUAUCCAUUAACAACUGAUGAAUAUUCAAAUGAUAAUAAAAUGAACAUAACACAUUUAAAAACAAAUGUAAAUGCAAAUAUAAUAGGUAUUAGUAGUUUUGAAACGGUGAGCUCUCUUAAUGACAAUAAUAUAUUUAUUUUUGAGAAAAAAAAUGAAAUUAAAAAGGAACCUACUAGAGAUAGAAAUAUGAAUGACAUUGUAAUGAAUGGAAGAAAAAAUGAAGAAAAUUUUGUAAAUAUUAAUAUGACGAAUGAAAAGAGUUGUAAUUUAUUUAAAACAAAAAGUAAAACUGUGAUGCUUCCAAAUGAUAACUAUGAAAUGAUGCAUGUAGAGGGUAGAUAUAAUAUAGGAGAUGUAAAAGAGGACUCAUAUGAUCACAAAAUGUGUCUAGAUCGAAAAAAAGUAAACCUCACCGAUGGUAUUAGUAAUAAUAAUAUUAAUAGUGAGUACCUUUUUGACAGUUGUAACAAAUACCUGAAUGUUGAAAAUAAUUAUGAUAAUAAAAAUGACCAGCUAGAAAUUCAGAAAGAUUGCAGUUUUUUAUCAGCUGAAGAAUUUGUUGAGGAUAUUUUAAAAAAUGGAGAAAUGAAAAAUAUUAGUGAUAUCGAAGAGACCGAAGGUAUGGAUGAUAUAAAGGACAUGAAUGAAUUAGAAAAUAUGAAUGAUGAAGAGGACAUGCUGAUGGAAGCUGUAGAUGAAUCUUAUGAACAUUCAGAUAAAGAGAAGGAAUGUCCUAGUAAUUUAUUGAUCCAAAAUAAUAGUAAUAUGUUAUAUGAUGAAUAUAGGGUUCAUGUAGAAGAAUAUGGAUUAAUGAAGGUUCAUAGGAAUAACGACACGGGUCAAAUAAAGGAUAUUAAGGUGAAGCAAGAGAUGGAUCCACUAAAAACAAUUAGCACAAACAAUAUGAAUAAUAUGAAUAAUAUGAAUAGUAUGAAUAGUAUAAAUAAUAUGAACAGUAUAAAUAACAACAAUAAUAAUAAUAAUUGUAAUAGUGGUGUUGGUAAUUUUCAUAAUAAUAAUAAAUUUAAUGAUGGAGAUAAUAAAAAUGUCGAAGAGAACUCAAAUCUGACACAUCAUGAUCAAUUAACAUCAUUUUAUUUUAACUCAUUAGAAAAUAAUAAAAAUAAGUGUAAUGGAAAAGAUAUCGAAGAGAAUGAUAAUAAUUCGCAGAAAGAUAUGAAAAAGUACAAACCUAAGGUUCAAACAAAAAUACGAACAAAAUUAAAAUUAAGAAUGAAAGAUGAUGAUAAAUUAAAUAAGAAAAAGAAAAAGAAAAUACCUGGAAGAAUAUAUAAAGUUAUUGUAAGAGGUAAAGAAUGUUGGAGAGCCGAAUGGUUAGUGCAUUCAAAAAAUGAUGAUUUAAGAACAUUACAUCCAAAGCUUGCCAAUAUAAAUAAUGAAAAAAUAAAUUUCCAUGCAUAUAAUAAUAAUAAUAAUAAUAAUAAUAAUCAUUUUAAUAAUCCGUUUAAUAAUUUUGAUAACAAUAUUGAUAAUGAUGAAGAUAUUGGUGAUAUGAAUAAUUCUAAAGAUAAGAAAAAUAAUUUAAAAAAAAAAAGUAAACAAUUCUCUGUAUCAGUAUAUGGUCAUGAAAAUGCAAGAUUAUUUGCAUUAUUUGAAUUAAUUAAAUAUAAUUGUGUACCAGAUAGUUUAAAGGAAGAGGCAACCAUAUGUAUUCAUAAUAUAAAGAAAAACUUGCUUAAUUCUGAGAAAUCUUCUAAUAAAUCUUUUAAUGGACCUUUUUUACAAUUUUUACUUUCAGAUGAAAAUAAUGAGUAUUCCUCUAUGUUUUAUAAGAAGUUGGAAAAUAACCCAGUAAACAACUAUAACAAGUAUAAUAAUAAUAUAAAUAUAAAUAAUAAUAUAAAUAAUAAUAAUAAUAAUAAUAAUAAUAAUUGGUAUGGAAGAAAUACAGCAAGUUCUCUUAGCGAGAGUAAUAUAUAUAAUCAUCUUAACGUAGGAUUUAAUGCUAACAUUAAUGGUAUUAAUUAUAUGAAUAGUAUGAAUAAUAAUAAUUAUUUAAAUCAUCUUACUAAUAAUUUGAAUCAUCACAACAAUCAUAUGAAUCACCACACAAGUAAUUUAAACCAUAUAAAGGGAUACACAAAUGAUAACUAUAGUAUUAAAUCUGAGACAAGUCAAUCAUUGAAAGACAAAAAGGAAAACAUGAACAGCAUGAUGUUAUUAAAUGAUAAUAAUAGUAAUAGUAAUAAUAAUUAUUAUUAUAGUAAAAUAAAUUAUAUGAAUAAAAGUGACGGUUCCUUUAAUCCACCCAAUAACAAUAUGAAUAGUAACAACAAUAUGAAUAGUAACAACAACAUGAAUAGUAAUGGUAACAAUAAUAAUAAUAGUAACAAUAGUAGUAGUGUGAAUAUAAACAUGAAUAGUAAUGGUAACCCUAAUAAUCAUAAUAUUGUUAAUGCUAACCAUUCUGGAAAUAAUAACAAUCAUGUAGUACUUAAUAAUAAUAAUAAUAAUAAUAAUAAUAAUAAUAAUAACACUUUUGACUUUAGUGGUAAAAUAAAUUCAAAUUCAUAUAUUGUAGAAAAUAAUAAUACAUUAUUAAAAGGAUCAAAUAAUAUAAACAAUUUAUAUAAUAAUAUUUCAUAUGUUGAAGAUAAUAAAAUCGAUGAAGAAAUAUUAUAUGAUAAUGAAACCAUAAGUAAUAAUAUACAUAAUGAUGAUUUCUGCUCAAAUAAAAAUAGUGUUCUUAAAGAUAUAUUAUAUAAUAUGGAUCAUAAAAUGACAAACAACAAUAAUUAUAAUACAAGCUUUAUAUAUGAUGAUGAUACAACCACCACAGCUACCGUUACCAAUAAUAGUAAUUACCUGAACGGUCAGGUAAAUAGCCAAAAUGAAAUAAGUAAUAAUAGUGUGCAAACUGACAUGUUGGUUAAUCCUAUGAUGUAUAGGAAUUAUAUAUAUUCAAAUGCUGAAGUGGAUAAUAUGAAAAUUAAUUCAAAUUAUCCCCCUAAAAUGAUGAAUAAUAAUACCAAUAUGAUGUAUAAUCAUAAUAGCAAUUUUAAUCAUUUCAAUAAUUAUAAUCGUAAUGUGAAUAAUUGA